GGAAAUCGCGCGCCACGGACGCCCACCAUGGCACCGUCGCGUCCUCUCGCCCCUGCGCCGUAGCGAGCGAGCCGUGCGUAACAGGAGAGACCGGGGCGCUGCGCCAUGGCCAACUCCAGCGCACCAUCGGGAGGCUUGGAGCUGACGGUGGGCUCGCCGCCGUCCGAGCCCCCCGCCGCUGCCGACGUCUUGAGCGUGGUGCCCGCUUUCUGGGACUCGCCACUGAGUCACGGCAUCAACGUGUUCGUGGGUUUGGUGCUGUGCUUCACCAUGCUCGGGCUGGGCUGCACCGUGGACGUCAGCCAGCUGGGCGAGCACAUCCGACGGCCGAUCGGGGUGCUGCUGGCCGUCGUGUGCCAGUUCGUCAUCAUGCCCCUUGUCGCCUUCCUGCUGGCACUCGCCUUCUCCCUGGACGACGUGGCCGCCAUGGCCGUGCUGCUGUGCGGAUGCUGCCCAGGGGGUAACUUGUCCAACAUUAUGUCGCUGCUGGUGCACGGAGAGAUGAACCUCAGCAUCAUCAUGACCAUCUCGUCGACGCUGCUGGCCUUGGUGCUGAUGCCGCUGUGCCUGUGGAUCUACAGCCGCGCGUGGAUCAACACGCCCGUGGUCAACCUCAUGCCCUUUGGCGCCAUCAUCUUGACACUGUGCAGCACGCUCAUCCCCAUCGGCCUCGGCGUCAUGCUGCGCUACCGCUACACGCGUGUGGCCGACACCGUCUUGAAGGCGUCGCUGUGGUCUCUACUCAUCACCCUGGUGCUGCUCUUCAUCCUGACGGCGGCCAUGCUGGGCCCCGAGCUGCUGUCGGCCAUCCCGCCCUCCGUGUACGUCGUGGCCCUGUUGAUGCCCAUGUGCGGCUACGCGGCGGGCUACGGCCUGGCCGUGUUGUUCCAUCUGCCGCCCAACUGCCGUCGCGCCGUCUCGCUGGAGACGGGCUGCCAGAACGUGCAGCUAUGCACCGCCAUCCUCAAGCUGGCCUUCCCGCCGCAGCUGAUGGGCGGCAUGUACAUGUUCCCGCUACUCUACGCGCUCUUCCAGGCGGCCGAGGCGGGCGUCUUCAUCCUGGCGUACCGGACGUACCGCAAGCAGGUGCUGGGCAAGGAGGAGCCGCCGGCCCGGCGGGACGGUGAGGAUACGGACAUCACGUACCAACGCUUCCAGGACGAGGAUGUCGAUUUUGACGCUUCGUACGGGGCGGUGACGGUGAGCGACCCAAACACCAUCAUGCUGGACCCCUGCCCGCCAAACCCUACGCCUGUGUGACAAACACAAAGUUAAUGUGACGUACAUGAAACAAAAGAAUAUAAGACAGGCUGAUGCAUGGAAGGCCUCAAUAAUCCCUGUAUUUCCAUUUUCAAUUGGCAAUCGAUCGCAAAUAAAAAAACUAUGGCUAAAAAAAAAAGUUUCAUCUCAAAUCACAACUCUUUUUAUUUUGUAUUUUUGAUCAUAAUUUCAAAUCAGUACUGUAUAUGGACAUUCUGGCCUUUUCAACCUCUUACAAGAAAUUAAAACGUUAAUAGCCACGUUUUUAUCUUUUUGAUAUUCGAUUGCCAAUUGGAAAGAAUGAACGAGAUACAAAUUCUCAAUGUGUAUCAUUUAAAAAAAAAAAACAUGCGUGAAAACACCAGUCUGUGAAUGUAACAAUCAGCCAUUUUGUGUGUACGAACAGAUGUAAAAUGUGUAUAUGGAGAAAAAAAAUAUAUGGAGGAAAUUAAAAUUGUACAGAAUG
This is a messenger RNA of Syngnathus acus (greater pipefish), 1726 nucleotides long. RefSeq names its product solute carrier family 10 member 4 (gene slc10a4). The record is from RefSeq and is a predicted model, not a curated record. Gene Ontology annotation, molecular function: bile acid:sodium symporter activity. Gene Ontology annotation, cellular component: membrane. The transcript has 3 exons. Gene Ontology annotation, biological process: bile acid and bile salt transport. Lineage: Eukaryota; Metazoa; Chordata; Actinopteri; Syngnathiformes; Syngnathidae. The coding region runs from base 106 to 1260 and encodes 384 amino acids.